UAUCAUGGAGGAUCAGUUAGCGAACGGCAGCCAUUGAAGAUAGCCGAGCAGUUGGUCCGCUCUCUGGAGUUUGUAACAAUUGUGUUUCUUUAAACGCUCUUGCCUCUGUGUAACAACCACCAACGACAAAAUGGAGAUGAAGAAAAGAAUCGGUUUAGAGCUGAGAAACAGAACUCCAGCCGAGGUCGCAGAGUUGGUGGUGGAUAAUUGUCGCUCGAGUGACGGAGAGAUUGAAGGCUUGACAGAUGAGUUUAAAGAGCUGGAGUUCCUCAGCAUGGUCAAUGUGGGCCUCACCUCUGUUGCCAAGCUACCCUCACUGCCAAAACUGAGGAAGUUGGAGCUGAGUGAUAAUAACAUCUCAGGGGCACUAGAGGCACUUGCAGAGAAAUGCCCCAACUUAACGUACCUAAAUUUGAGUGGCAACAAGAUCAAAGAACUCUGCACACUGGAGGCCCUGCAAAACCUAAAGAACCUAAAGUGUUUGGACUUGUUCAACUGCGAGAUCACCACAUUGGAGGACUACAGGGAAAGCAUCUUUGAACUGCUGCCUCAGGUCACAUACCUGGAUGGCUUUGAUGCAGAGGACAAUGAAGCUCCAGACUCGGAAGCUGACGAUGAUGAUGAUGAGGAUGAGGAUGGUGAGGAAGGAGCUGGGAAACUUGGAGACUAUGAGGAAGAAGAGGAGGAAGGCUCAGAGGGUGGAGAAGUUGGGCUAUCCUAUCUAAUGAAAGAAGACAUCCAGGAUGAGGAAGAUGAUGAUGACUAUGUGGAAGAGGAGGAAGGAGAGGAAGAAGAGGCUGAAGUUCGAGGGGAGAAGCGAAAGAGGGUCGCUGAAGAUGAGGGUGAAGAUGACGAUGAUGACUAACCCUAUUUGUUUGACUUCUUGGAAACAAUAGAUCAACCCUGAAAAAGACCGUGAUCUUGCAGAUUGUUUUUCUCUUUGUAAACCAUAGAUAUGUCAUUGUAGAAGCUAAGUGUUUUCUUUUAUAAAUACAUUAUAUAUUACACUAUAUAUAAAAGGGGUUUAUUGACGAUUCAUUUAUAGCCAUUCCAAGUUUAUUUCUCAACACAGAAAUCAGUGUCAUCAAGGGGUGUGCUUGGGGAGGUUUGCGGGUCAAGUUUGAGAUUUCGUGAUUCCAAAUAUGCUGGUCGACAGCCCAUUUGCAUCUAGAGACAGCACUAGGAUUUCUGCUUGUCCAAAUCCGGCUCCCAGUGACUUUACGCAAGGCCUCUGUGAGAAGAGUCCUGCUCUUCCUCUACCUCUCCAGGUCUCAUUUUCAGCCCACCAUGGAGCGGCACACCAAUCAUCUCCAGCCAUCAACCCCUUUGUUCCUUGAUCGACCAAACACUGCCAAGGAUCUUGUCACACUCUUUGAAUGGGAUGGUCUCCAAACCUUCACUUUUUCUUAUAGAUCAGGCUUGCUUGUGUAGGCAAACCAGAUGGCAUGUAAUCUCAUACAUUUUAAGUGUGAUGUAUGUAAAUGUGAUGUAAAUGAAUUGGGCAAAGAUUGGGAGUUGAGCUAUCGAAUUUGUAUUAAUCUCAAAAUAGUUUUUAGUACAGAUACAUCAUGGAUUGUUCUUAACCUGUAAGCAUUUCACCCUUCCUCAUGUUUUAUGCAGAAGUCACCUAUUUUUGACAAGAUGUCAUUUUGGAUCUAGAGCAAUGUUGAAGAUCAAGAUUUGUUCAAUUUUAAGAGAAAUGGCAUUGCUGGAAAUUUCUCAUGUUCAUGUUUUACAGCUUUGUUGGUUUUAAACCCUUUGUACCUUUUGUCUUUGUUGAAACUGGUUAGUUUCUACCUUUUGUUGAGGCAUUUUACAGAGUAAUACCUUUUUAAUCUAAUAUUGUAUGGCAAUAUGUAUAUAGUAUCUGUUUCAACAGGUUGCCGUUUUUUGUGUUUGUUCUCCCCCUCUCUUUUUUAACAAAUCUAUUUGGUCAAUUGUUUUAAAAUUACUUUCAUACACACAGGUCACCUGUUUAAUUUCCAGUUCUUGGUUGUUGUGCGAGUGUUGUAUUUGGGGUUUUAUGUGCUGUAAACCUCUCAAAGAUUAGUUUUUUCGUUGGAUUUUGAUGUUUUUAUUUCAAUUGGAAGUUUGGGUAUUUUUUUCCUUCAUUUUUUUCUUAGAUUGCAAGCUCUGUUUUUCCGAUCAUGAACCGUUGGAGUUAGUGUAAUGAGUGAAUGAGUUGUCCUUUUGAUUAUUAAAAUGACAGCUCCUUGGGAUGUUAUGGUCAAAAGAUGUACAUUUGUGCAGAAAAGGUUUCUGUAAUCUGAUUAUAAAAUUAUGAAUUUUCACAUUGUAGCCUAUAAAUUUGUUUUUGCAAAUGGUAGCCUGAAACAGGUGAGAAAGCACUGUUUUUAAUGUCUCCAGCGUUGAUGGAAAUUAGUGAUGUUUCAAUCUCUUUUUAGAUGAAUUUGGAAAAUAUUUAUAACAGACUUUCAAUGAAUGCGACGUAUGUUUGAUGUGGAAAAUAAAGGAAAACCUUU
Messenger RNA from Xyrauchen texanus (razorback sucker), 2483 nucleotides. Its product is annotated as acidic leucine-rich nuclear phosphoprotein 32 family member E. The coding region runs from base 131 to 865 and encodes 244 amino acids. Gene Ontology annotation, biological process: regulation of apoptotic process. Gene Ontology annotation, cellular component: nucleus. NCBI's taxonomy places the organism in Eukaryota, Metazoa, Chordata, Actinopteri, Cypriniformes, Catostomidae. The record is from RefSeq and is a predicted model, not a curated record. Gene Ontology annotation, molecular function: histone binding; phosphatase inhibitor activity. The transcript is spliced from 7 exons.